Schistocerca cancellata (South American locust) is the source of this 609-nucleotide messenger RNA. RefSeq lists its product as uncharacterized. The transcript has a single exon. The coding region runs from base 1 to 609 and encodes 202 amino acids. NCBI's taxonomy places the organism in Eukaryota, Metazoa, Arthropoda, Insecta, Orthoptera, Acrididae. The record is from RefSeq and is a predicted model, not a curated record.
AUGAGUGCUGCCUUUGCAAGGAGUGCUGCCUUCGCAUGGAGUGCAGCUUUCGCAUGGAGUGCUGCUUUUGCUCAGAGUGCUGCCUUCGCAAGGAGUGCAGCCUUCACAAGGAGUGCAGCCUUCACAAGGAGUGCUGCCUCCGCAAGGAGUGCUGCCUUUGCAUGGACUGUUGCCUUCGCAAGGAGUGCUGCCUUUGCAAGGAGUGCUGCCUUUGCAAGGAGUGCUGCCUUUGCAAGGAGUGCUGCCUUCGCUAGGAGUGCUGCCUUCGCUAGGAGUGCUGCCUUCGCUAGGAGUGCUGCCUUUGCGGGGUGUGCUGUCUACGCAGUGAGUGCUGCCUUCGCAAGUAGUGCUGUCUUCGCAAGGAGUGCUGCCUUCGCAAGGAGUACUGCCUUCGCAAUGAGUGCUGCCUUCACACGGAGUGCAGCCUUCGCACGUAGUGCUACCUUCGCAUGGAGUGCUGCGUUUGCACAGAGAUCUGCAUUCGCAUUGAGUGGUGCCUUCGCAAGAAGUGCUGCCUUCGCAUGGAGUGCUGCCUUCGCUAGGAGUGCUGCCUACGCACGGGGUGCUGCCUUCGCAAGGGGUGCUGCCUUCGCACGGAGUGCAGCCUAA